This is a messenger RNA of Botrytis cinerea B05.10, 1074 nucleotides long. RefSeq lists its product as hypothetical. The transcript is spliced from 5 exons. The record is from RefSeq and is a predicted model, not a curated record. Gene Ontology annotation, molecular function: monooxygenase activity; oxidoreductase activity, acting on paired donors, with incorporation or reduction of molecular oxygen; iron ion binding. NCBI's taxonomy places the organism in Eukaryota, Fungi, Ascomycota, Leotiomycetes, Helotiales, Sclerotiniaceae. The coding region runs from base 120 to 794 and encodes 224 amino acids.
GAAUAUACCAACAAACAAAGUAAAACAUCACUGUUUUUGCUACUUCAAGAAACUCAUCUACGUGAAACUCAAGAUACCUCUUUACUAGGGCGCCGAAUUUCAAUGCUGCAUUUUAUUAUAUGAUGGAUGGCUUUCACAAAUUUGGUCCAUUGGCGGUGCAGCUCUCAUGGUUUAUUCCUAUGAUCAAUAUCAUUCCCACGAUCUCGCGCCAGAUUAUGAACCCUGGGGGAAACAAAUUCGUCGAGUUCAAGCAGGAGCUGCUAACCAAUGUAGAUAAAGCCAGUAGAGCUAGAGCAGUUUCUCAUCAAGAAGAAAAGAAUGCCAAGACAUUGUUCGACGAAAUAAACGCUAGCAAACUUCCCGAAAUCGAAAAACAACGAUCAAGACUUCUUGACGAGGCUCGAAAUAUGGCGAUUUCUGGAACGGAAACAACUUCGUUGGAUUUAAGCAAAAAUCUCUCCCAGAAGUUAACUUUCCACCUGUUGUCCAAUCCGAAUGUUCUGAUUAGACCACGAGCCGAAUUAAAGACAACUCUUCUAGAUCCUUCAACCGAACCGAUUCUCAAAGACAUGGAACAGCUUCCAUAUCUAAGUGCUCUAAUCCAAGAAGUUCUUCGAAUAGCAAUGGGCACAAGCAAUCGACAAACAAGGAACGCACCCGACCAAAUUAUGAAAUUCGACGAUGGAAAGAAAGUCUGGCUUAUUCCCGCAGGUACCAAUGUAGGUAUGACAGCCCCCUUAAUCCACCUCAAGCAAAAAAAAAAAAAUUCCACAACCCUCUCGUCUGCAACCUAGAUCGUUUCAUCGAAGAUCCAAGCCGAAAACGCAAUCUUAUGUCAUUUUCUCACGGUUCAAGACAAUAUCUUGGUAUUCAACUUGCAUAUGCAGAAUUGUAUUUGAUGCUUGCAUCUCUCUGGCGGAGAUUUGGAUGCAGAGAGGAUAAAGGAGACGAGGGUUGAUUGGAACUCUAUCAGACAGAUAAGACGGAUGUUGAGAUGGUCGCUGAUAGAUUUGUUCCCUAUCCUAAGAAGGAGAGCAAGGGUAUUCGUAUUGUGGUUUGGAAAUGAGAAGGGAC